AUGACUAAAUGGAAAUUAAGCCGGCAAACUUUUGGAUGUGAAGAACUGAACUUUUCGGAGGGUGAUGAAGUGACUAUCGGCAGAGGUUUAAAUAAUACUGUAACCCUUUCUAGUAUAGUCAUAUCUAGAAAUCACUGUGUGAUUAAUUUUAAACACAACGAAGUUAUGAUAACCGACCUAAAGAGUUCUAAUGGAAUAUAUGUUGGCUUAAAAAGAAUACCACCAAACAUUCCAUAUACUUUACAAGAUUCUGAUAUUAUUGGAUUUGGGUGGACUAUUGGUGCUCCUCUUGUAAAUAUUACUGAUAGUGAAAAAUAUAUAUUUAAACUCACUAAAGAAAAUUGUUUGCCACCUAUAUCAAAACGAUUAUUAUUUCAAAAUGACCUUGAAGAUAUUGACACAAAUACAGAAAUAAAAAGGGAUCCAUCUUCUAUAUCUGUUACAAAAUUAAAUUUAAAAAGAAAGUUUAAUGAUAAUGUGAGCAAAUUAAAGGUUGAUGAUGAAGUUAUAAGUAUUUUGUCAGAUAGUGAUAUCGAAAGAUGCACAAACAAAGAAACUAUUUCAAAAAAAAUUAAACUUGAAGAUCAGCAAGUGAAGGAAGAACCUAUAAAAUCCGAAAAUGAUGAUUUGCAAUAUGAAGCUUUUAGCAUUAAACAAGAAUAUCUGGGAUAUGAUGAUGAAGCUAUACAAAUUGACAGUGAUAGUGAUAGUGAAUCAGAACAUUGGUUUUUACGUUUGUCGCAAAGCUCCCCUGGUAAGCCUUUUACCAAAAUUGUUCAACCCAAACCCAGUGAUGUAAAACAAGAUGACAACUCAUACAGCCAAACAGAAGAUUUUAUGGUAUUAGAUUUGACAAAGGAAAAUGAUGAAACUGAUGAAGAAUUUACUGAUGAUUUAAUUACAAUACCACCUUUUCCUCCUACACCAAAUGAAAAUGUAAAGAAGUUAUCUGAUGAUAACAAUACAGAAAAAUGUAGUACAUUUGAAAAACCUACUGAGUCAAAUAUUAUAACUGAUGAUGAUUCAAAAGAAAUCCAAUUAGAAUGUAGUGAUGUAAAUCAUGAUCAAGUUGAUGGAGAAAAUUUUAAAACAAUUUUAACAAAAGAUGUGCAUGAACCAAAGGCACAGAUAACACUUGCAACUAAUAAAGAAUCAGAAAAAAAAAUUCAAGUAAUUGAGCCUUUAGUACAACCUUCCAAAAAGAAACAAACACCUUUAUUGCAAGAAAGUAAAACAAAAAGUAAUAAACAUUCAAAGAAAAAAUCAAAACCAAAGAAACAAAUAACUAAUUCUCAAAAAGAAGAACGGAAGAAAAAGCUCAAAGAAAUUGCUACAAAAGAUAAAGAGGACAUUGAACCAGAAGGAGGGAGUACUUUAUCCGUUAAUAACUCCACUAAGCCAGUUGUUAAUGCGAAAGUAACAACAUUAAACAGAGGCGCAUUUUUAAUAGAUCCUGUACAAGCUACUGUCAAACCUACAAAAAGAAAAGGAAGUAUAAACAAAACCAAAGAUGCAGACACAUCACAAACACAUGAAAAUAUUUCUGAACUAGGUAAAGACAAUGACAAAAGUAAAAGGAAAGAGUCUACAAAACGUGCUUCUAAAAAACAUGAAACAUCUAAAACAAAAAGUAAAAAUGAGGAGACCUCUAAAUCUUCAAAAUCUUUUAAAACUUUUGAAUCUGAUUCACGAAUACCUCUUAAAUCUGUUAAACCUUUAAAAGAGAGUGAUAAAUCCAUAUCAGGAAAACCAUUUUCAAAAGUUGAACCUUUACCCACAAAGUCGCCCUCACCUUGUAAAAGAACAACAAAAAAGGUGCGUUUCACUGAUGAAGAACCAAGAGUACACUUAUUUGAGAUUGAACCUGGUAAUAAAAUGAAAAAGACAAGUUCAAUAAAAACUUCACUUCUGGAUGUAAGGCAUAUGCCUGUUUUUUCAUUAGAGAAAAUUACACUAAUGAAGAUUCUUCGUUGGAAUCCUCACUGGUUGGAUGAACAAAUGCACAAUAAUGACCCUCCACCUAUCUUAGGACACAAUAAUCCACCAAUGACGAUUUUCCAUUCCUUUAGUAAUCAUAAGCAAUACAUACAAUUGGUAGGUGAUCUACUACUAAUGGAAAUUUGGGAAUGUUUAACUCAAGGCUAUAUGAGAUUAUCCAGUCAAGGUUUCCAAAUGAGAAUCGAUUCAUUACCACCUGUACCACCACAAGAGCGAUGUUUUGACUUAUUCAGUCUUAGUGUUAAUAUUUCGUUACCUACGUCUGAAAUAAAAAGUGUUCCAAGAGUGGGAGAAGUAUUGUUGGUAACAUUUGGACCAGAAAAUGCAAAGAAUAAAAGAUUUUUUUUUGUUCAUAAUGUUAGAUGUCUUCCAUCACCACAAAACAAUAUUCACUCUUUUUUUACUAUUUCCCUAUAUGCAACAUUCACGGAAAAAAUGGGAUUAUUGCGACCUGGUGAAAUAAUGUUUGGUAGAAAUCUGGCUUAUAUUAAUAAGGAAUUAAUGCUGUUUGAAGCAAUGGAGCAUCUGGUAGGCUCUCCACUCAGCGAAGCAAUUUUAAAACCUGAGCCACAUCAUUUUGUAAAGUCAAGAGAACCAAAUGUAGACCAUGAUUUAAAAUCACAAUGGACAGUAACCCUUAAUGCCAGUCAAAAAUUAGCAGUGUGCUCAUCAGUAUCUGCUGCACUCGGAGAUAAACCUUGUAUACAAAUGGUCCAAGGGCCACCUGGCACAGGAAAGUCAAGUGUAAUCUGUGCCAUAGUCAUGACAUACUUCUAUAAUUCCGCUGGAAAGAAACAUCAAAAUAGAGGAAAGAUUUUAAUUUGUGCUACAAGUAAUGCCGCUGUUGACGAACUUGUGAUCAGAUUGCUAAAUAUAAGACAGAGUUUGCCUAAAGGGGAACGUUUCCGAAUGGUGCGCGUGGGGCGGGCGGAGGCGAUGCACCCGCGCGCGCGCGACGUCAGCUCGCAGCAGCUCGCGCAGCGCGACGCGGCCCGCACGCUCGCAGAGCCCUCGCAUCCCGGCCUCGCUGAAGAAAUUUCACAUUUAGAAGCCAAAAUCAACAUGUGGAAGACACAAGCACAAGACGCGCGGGAUCCGGUGCGCAUAGCGUACUGUCAGAGCCGGAUCACAAGCCUCGUCAACAGAAUAUCACUGUUGCGGGGAGGCGGAGGGGGGAGUGCUGGAGGAGAAGAGGUACGGCCCGAGCAAGUGGCGCGAGCCGAGCGACGUAUUAUAGAGGGAGCUGAUAUUAUAGUCACCACGCUCGCCAGUGCACACAAUCACAAGAUGAAAGGGUUAAGAAGGAGAAUAGCAUUAUGCAUAGUGGACGAGGCGGGCCAAGUGAUAGAACCGGAAACUUUGAUCCCACUUACACUAGAUGUAACGCGGCUGACACUGAUUGGUGAUCCGCAACAACUUCCUGGCUUCAUCUGCUCCCAGCGUGCGAAAAAGCAUGGACUUGGUGAAAGCUUAUUUUCUCGGCUAACUUCUUGCACGGAACAUUGGAACGACGGCAGCCCAGUGAUCCUGUUGAAUCAACAGUACCGUAUGCGCCAAGAGAUCGCGGAUUACCCCAACAGGGCAUUCUACGGCGGCAAGAUACAAACGAUAGCGCCCCCUCGCGUUGAUCUUAAUAUCCCGCCUUAUACCAUCAUCAGUAUCGCCAGUGGGGACAAAGGCCAAGGUUCAUCAGGUGGAAACGAGAUGGAAGCGUGGGGAGUAGCACGGCUUGCGGCGGCGCUGGACGCGAUAUUACGCACGCGAGGGCUCAGCCUCGCAGUCAUCACACCAUACAGCGCACACAGAGAUCUGGUCAGGAGGAAUCUGCGGAUGAUAAGCGACUCGUCGCAAGGUCAAGUGGAAGUGAACACGGUGGAUAGUUUCCAAGGGCAGGAGCGCGACGUAGUGGUGGUGUCGCUGGCGCGGAGCCACGGCGUGGGCUUCCUGACGGACGCGGGCCGCAUGAACGUCAUGCUCACGCGCGCGCGCCACGCGCUGCUCGUCUGCCUCAACCCGCUCGCCAUUACGAAGAACCAACAGUGGCGAACAUUAGUGGAAGAUGCCCACCGGAGAAACGUAUACAGGGUACUUCCAAAUAAGAUAUGUCACAGCACUCCUGCGACACCAAUAUCUCACGAAGAAAUACUAAAACAUGUUGUACAUGUGAAGACUAAAAAGUGA
Messenger RNA from Parnassius mnemosyne (clouded apollo), 4179 nucleotides. The record is from the annotation of a GenBank genome assembly. Lineage: Eukaryota; Metazoa; Arthropoda; Insecta; Lepidoptera; Papilionidae.